Heterostelium album PN500 is the source of this 1662-nucleotide messenger RNA. RefSeq names its product seven transmembrane domain protein. Lineage: Eukaryota; Evosea; Eumycetozoa; Acytosteliales; Acytosteliaceae. Gene Ontology annotation, biological process: retrograde transport, endosome to Golgi. The coding region runs from base 1 to 1662 and encodes 553 amino acids. Gene Ontology annotation, cellular component: Golgi apparatus; membrane. The transcript has 6 exons. The record is from RefSeq and is a predicted model, not a curated record.
AUGAGGAAUCUAAAUGUUUCCUUAAAAGUUAAAAUAGUGAUAUUCUCACUUUUAUAUCUAACUUGUAUAAUAGGUCAGAGUAAUGCUCUCAAAUAUAAAUUCGGGUUUUCAACUGAUACAGAUGGUAAUGGUAUCAUAUUUAGAGCGGCACAAUAUAAACCGAAUUCAUUUAAUACACCACCUGGAAAUGGAAAAUCGUAUGCUUUGUUCGAUGGAACUUUCGAGGUGAAGAGUAAUGACAGUGACAGUGGUAGCAGCUCAAUAAAAGACGAUCCAAAGAAGUUGGCACCUAUCGAUUUGGUAUUCUACAACUCGGACGAUGACAGUAGAAUAGGAUACAGCGAUGACGGUGUCUUCUCGCUGUGCUGCACACAGGCGCUGUACAACGCCGGCAAGUGUUCAGAGGUAGGAUCGAUCAUUAUCGACACCGCUGCCAAAUCGACAAUCUCUGACUUUACCACCUAUACACAAUCGGACAUCACCGACAACACCAUAUUCGCUGUGAAUCUAGAUUUCCAGCCACUCUCAUUGAACUCACCCGUUCAACUUCCAAUCCAAUAUAAUGUAACAAAAGAAGGUGUAUAUUAUUUGAUGGUAGUCAGUUGUAAAGCAAUCGUUUUCAAGAACUACACUAAUAUCUAUACAAGUGGAGUGGUUUCUUUUAUGAAUCCAUUUGGUUAUCUUGGUGGUGAGAGAUUCCCAUUACUCUAUUUUGAUUUAGUUUUGGCAAUACUCUAUUUGUUAACAUCGUUGUUAUGGUUGGCAUUGUCAUUCCGAUUCAGAAAGACAUUACUUCCACUUCAAUAUUGGAUUGGAUUGGUGAUUAGUUUAGGAUUCCUAGAGAUGAUCACCAGCUACGGUGUAUAUAGCACUGCCAAUAAGAAAGGAUCAUUCAGUAAGGCAGCUCUAUUCUUCCAAUUCCUAUUCUUCACGAUUGGACAUGCAUUUGCCAGACUUUUAGUUUUAAUAGUAUCAAUGGGUUAUGGAAUAUUAAUUCCAACAUUGACAAGAAUAACAAAAUAUAAAAUAGGUGUGCUAACAGCACUUUAUAUAUUCUUUAGAUUCCUGAUGAGCUAUGCCGAUACAUCUAUCUCUGGUAUUAUUCUAUCGAUACCAGUCUCAGUAAUCGAUACGGUCUACUACUAUUGGAUAUUUAUCAGUCUCAUCAAUAUAUUCAACAAUCUCAAGUUAAAGAGACAACAGGCAAAGUUAAAGACCAUUAAAAGUUUUUGUAUAGUUUUAGUGAUAUCUGCAAUCAUAUCAGGUUUGCUUUUAAUAGUAUCUUUAAUUGUAUUAUCAAGACCAAGAGAUAAAGUAUGGAAGAGUUUAUGGAUUUGGGAUGCAGUCUGGGAUAUGUUGUACUUUUUAAUUCUAUGUUCGAUCGUUUGGAUUUGGAGACCGUCAGAGAUCAGUCAUACUCUUGGUUACAAUGAGAUUACCGAUAUCGAUGAUGAGGACGUCACUCUCGAGCCUAUAGGUGGUGUGUCAAUUACACACAGACUGUCGGUGCUGCGUGAGAACGACGAUGGUGAACAAAUAGGUGUCACCCAAGACAAAGAGGAACUCGAAGAACAGAAACGAGAAAGAGAACAAGCAAUGAGUGAAGCAGAUGAAUAUGAACAAUACAAGAAAGAUGUUGCAAAUACAUUUGAAUUUAAUUAG